This is a messenger RNA of Suillus subaureus, 1326 nucleotides long. Its product is annotated as phosphoglycerate mutase-like protein. The record is from RefSeq and is a predicted model, not a curated record. Gene Ontology annotation, molecular function: acid phosphatase activity. NCBI's taxonomy places the organism in Eukaryota, Fungi, Basidiomycota, Agaricomycetes, Boletales, Suillaceae. The transcript is spliced from 9 exons. Bases 1 to 1326 code for a protein of 441 amino acids.
AUGUUCAUCCAGGGUAUUCUAAACUGGCUGACCCUAGCGUCUCUAACGUUCAAUUCGCAUAAACACGAAGACGAUGACCCCCUCAAGAGACUCGGAAACUUGACUCCGUACCGUGUAGCUCCUGCUUCUCAUAAAGUCGAGGCAGAGUUACCAGAUAAUUGCAGUGUCGAUCGAGUGAUGCUGAUGCACAGACAUGGCUCUCGUGGACCUGCUGGUACUGAAGAGAUGGACCUGAUCAACUCCCUCGUCCAAACGCUGAGAAAUGGUCACGAUGCUCUCCAGGAUGCUUAUCUGCCCGAGAACCUCCGUUUCCUCCAGACUGGGAAGGGAUAUGAAUCACAUCUGGAUCCAGAAAACCUGACCAUCAUCGGGCGUCAGCAGCUCUUCAACCAUGGUGUGGAAUUCGGGUUGAAGUAUCCGAGCUUCACUACGGAAACAUUGCUAUCCAGCACUACGCAAAGAGGACGUUUUGGUCGCGAAGUCGAGGGCAAGGACCUACGCACAGUCGAUGAUAUACCCGGUCCAGUGUCUUGGAUCACUCCUUGGACUUCGUGCCCUGGCCUCGACUGGCACUAUGCAUCAAAGGCGAGUAAACCGGUGGCAAAUGAGUGGAGCACUUCGUACCUCCCUAACAUCACCAAGCGCUUGAAUGACCUCCUUCCUUAUGGUGUUUCCUUGACUGAUGACAACACUCACGGAGCUUUGUAUGCAUGUGCAUAUGACCUAGCCGCAGGGGAAGAGUCACCAUGGUGCGAUGUUUUCUAUGCGAAUGAACUUGCAGAUUUUGAGUAUGAAUUGGAUCUCAUUAUGGUCGCAAGUGUCGGAUACCUGGUGUCCAAUGAUGCUGGACGUGUCAUGGGAAGCGUCUUUGUUAAGGAAUUAAUCAAUAGAUUCUCCAACACUAGUGAGGAAGCCCAGUCCCUCUAUCUCGAAUUCGGGCAUGAUGCUACUAUCAUGGCUGCGAUGGCUGCAAUGAAUCUCAAUAGAGACGAACCCCCACUGUCUUCAGAUGGCCUACGCCAGCACCGAAGGUUCCGAACAUCGUAUCAAACUCCCUUUGCCGCCCAAAUGAUCUGGGAAAGUUUCACUUGUAAAGAGUCAUUCGACGGACCACAAAUUCGACUGGUACUUAACGAAGAGACAUAUCCCUUACGGACUUGCGCAGAAACCAAACAAGAUCGUCGAUUUGGGACUUGCUCACUGGAUGCAUUCAUAAGAGCCAAUCAGUUCAGUACCGACAUCGAGUUCGGUGAUGAUACGUGGCAAGCGGCCUGCGGUGCCCACUCAGAGGUUUUGAAUGUUCAAGGAUGGUUGCUCAAGGUAUAA